This is a messenger RNA of Siniperca chuatsi (mandarin fish), 3945 nucleotides long. RefSeq names its product hepsin (gene hpn). The record is from RefSeq and is a predicted model, not a curated record. Gene Ontology annotation, biological process: proteolysis. The coding region runs from base 321 to 1604 and encodes 427 amino acids. Gene Ontology annotation, molecular function: serine-type exopeptidase activity; serine-type endopeptidase activity. The transcript has 13 exons. Gene Ontology annotation, cellular component: membrane. NCBI's taxonomy places the organism in Eukaryota, Metazoa, Chordata, Actinopteri, Centrarchiformes, Sinipercidae.
CCUGUGAAGAGAGCAAAAAAAAAGAAAAAAAGGUUUUACUGAAAACUGGGAUUUAUCUGUGGUGGCGUUUAAAAAGUAUUGUCGCCUGUCGUCGAGGCAGAAGUUUUGUGUUUUCUUUUUCUAUUUUUCAAAGCGAACAAAAAAUAAUAUUUGUCACUAACGGAGAAGGCCGGGGCUCCACCUGUGGCAAGAAAAGACAGGCAAAAGUGACUACCAAGGGCGUAGACCACCUGCCCUGAGGAGUCAAGGAGAGAAAGAAGGAAGGAAGGAAGGAGACAGAUCAUUGUCUAUUGUUGCCCUCUGCUUCAUACUGUAUACAGAUGUAUGCUGAGAAAGUUGUGACAGAGGGGAAGAUGGGGAACAGGGGAAUAUCUCUGACCUGUGUGUUGACCCCCUGCCGUGUGAUUGGCGUGUGUGUGAUGCUGAUGACCUUGGGAGCCAUCGGAGCAGCCGUCUGGGCCGUAGUUACGUAUUGCACAAUGGAGGAAGACACAGGACUGUAUGAUGUCCAGGUAAAUUCUGCUGACCAACAUCUCAGAGUCUUUGACUCCGCCCAGAGGAGGUGGCGUCAGGUGUGUUCCUCCUCAGCCAAUGAGCUGCUAGCUAGCAUCAGCUGUGAGGAAGUGGGUUUUGUCAGUGCGGUGAAUUACUCAGUCACGUCAGUGCCAGAGGCCAGUGGAGAUGGUGGGGAGUUCUUCUGUGUCAGACAGGAAGAGCUCAGCUACGGCAAGAAAAUCAAAGACUCAUUGUUCCCAUGUGACUGCGAGAGCAGGGAGGUUCUCACACUGUUGUGCCAAGACUGUGGCAGGCGUAGUUUUGCAGCAGACCGUAUAGUUGGUGGUGUGGAUGCUAGGCAGGGCAGUUGGCCUUGGCAGGUCAGCUUGCAGUACGAUGGAGUUCAUCAGUGUGGAGGAUCCAUCAUCUCAAACCGCUGGAUUAUCUCAGCAGCUCACUGCUUCCCUGAACGGUAUCGCUUCGUUAACCGCUGGCGUGUGCUGCUGGGGUCCAUCUAUAAUAAGCCAGUCAACGCCAACGUGGCAGAGGUGAAGACCAUCGUUUACCACAGCAGCUACCUGCCCUUUGUAGAUGCUAACAUUGAUGACAACAGCAGGGAUAUCGCUGUUCUGGCCCUCACCCAGCCACUCGCUUUCAACGAAUACAUCCAGCCUAUUUGCCUGCCAGCAUACGGUCAAAGACUGAUAGACGGACAGAUGGGAACAGUAACAGGCUGGGGAAAUGUAGGAUACUAUGGUCAUCUAGCAGAUGUUCUCCAGGAAGCAAACGUCCCCAUCAUCAGUGACACUGUCUGUAACGCUCCUGAUUACUAUGACAAUCAGAUCACCACCAGUAUGUUCUGUGCUGGUUAUGAGAAAGGAGGCACUGAUGCCUGUCAGGGAGACAGCGGCGGGCCUUUUGUGGCAGAUGACUGUCUGUCUAAGACCACUCGGUAUCGUCUGCUGGGGGUGGUGAGCUGGGGAACAGGCUGUGCCAUGGCCAAGAAACCUGGCGUCUACACCAGAGUCUCCCGAUUUCUGCCCUGGAUAUCUACGGCCAUGAGGAACUAUCACAACUCACCGGGGGUUCACAAAAUGGCCCGGACAUGAGAUUCCUGCUCCCAUGUUUCUACUUUUUCUACUCUUGGAUGACAACAGAGCUCCUAGAUGUCAACGGGGACUGUUCAACGGGGGGAUGAAAGGCUGUGAUGUUCCCCUCAUAUCAUGGUUCUAGAUUCCCCUUCUUACCCAAAACUUUUUAUAGUGAGGAUUUAACCAUUUCCUGAACCUUCUCAUUUAACCUUGUCAAAUGUCCACGAAUACCAUACUCUUAAUAGAUACCCUGUAUCUUUGCAGAGAUACACAGACAGAGCUCUUUAAGAGACAUGAAGUUUUAAACUCAUCACCAAAGAGUUAUUGGAGUUGACUAACUUUUUAUUCUGAAGUUAAAUAUUGAUAAAUGGGCAAAAGUGAAAUAACAUUAGAAUUACUAUACUGUACUGGAUUUAAGAUGCCAGUUUUGUAAAAUAUAAUAAGAUUAUUUUUCUGGGAUAACUUUUUUUUCUCGUCUUACAUUUUUUUGUUGCAUUAAACUGCAAUGUCACCAGAAGUCAAGUUAGACAUAACCACUAUAACUUAUGAGCUAAAGAGCAUUAAAAGUACUGUGUGGAGUUUUCAGAAAAUCCUUGUUAUUUAUGUCACCGAUGGCCAUUAAAUGAACUGCAGUCAACACAGCUGGACCGGGGCCGGGUCUGUCAUUUUUCCAAACUAAUACUUGUCUCAUUUGUGGUCUGAUGAACAGUAAAUUCAGCAAAUUCAGUGCCCCACAUCGCUAUAGCUAUUUUAAGCUACUGUAGCUGUCAUGGGUGGGUGCCAGUCGCUUGUUGACAUUAGCGGACCCCAUGUCUUAGCGGACCCCAUUUCUAAGCUAACAUUAGCUAUUGUUGCACACUGUUGGCUUUGUAGAGGAGCUGAAGAGAGGCAAGGCACUCGAGAGCGCUCAUAAACUUCACAUCCAUUGGAUUUUUGUGGAAAAAUGGUCCCAAGUCCUUUACAUAGAAAUCAGUGCACAGUUAUAGGCAAUUGCCAAAGUUGGGGAAGGUCUCAUUUUUAAAGUUACGUUGCAAUCUGUUCACACAGUGGCAAUAAAAAGCGAUUUAUAUAUGUAAAAAACUCCACACAGUACCUUUAAGACUUGUAAAGGCUCAGGUUCAUCUUAAGCAUUCUAGAUGCAAUUGCAAGGAUUCAUACAAUAAGAGUCUUACAUUCCUUAUGUGGAGGUUUUAUCUUGUUCCACAUGAGUCAGUGUCUUCAGUGUCGGACUUCCUGCAGCCAGUGUGCGCAGUAAGCCACAAUGAGUCGAUUUGUAAUAAAGAUCAGUAAAAAAUCUUGUGCAAACUCAACUCUUUUAGUACUUUUACAUUGUGCAACACUAAGACGCAGGCUUAUACGCAGACAACUAAUGAUCUAAAAUGUCAGUAAUCUAUGAGUAAUGCUAAUGAAUAACUCAAACAUUCCUUGGUGAGCUUUAUUUAGUAAAAUUACACAUAUCAAACUUUUCACAUAGGAAGCAUUCUUUCAUCAUUAAAUUCUUACUUGUGUGAAACAUGUCAUGUCGUUAUAUGCAGUAGCCUGAGUUUUGUAUUAAAAAUAAAUAUUCAUACAAUGUCUGACUUUAUCAAAUUUCCACAUGAAUAGGUGAAGAUAAUGCUUACAUUGAAAUCAGUCAUUUGUUGUUGUUUUGUAAAUAUUAGUCAGUGUCUUGUUUAUGUAGAUGUUUAUUUGAGACAUGUUACAGAUGAUGAUUCAUGAUCCACAGAUCUUAAAGUCAAGAUUUCCAGAUUUCAAAUGCUAAUGACAUCACAUUAACUGGCAUGAGUGUGUACUCAUCCAGUACCAAAGUGCAGUGUUAUAUACUAAAAUUCCCUACAGUCAUAUUUAACAUAGACCACAAAAAAUAUUUCAUGUGCUACAUUUCGGAUUAUUACUUACUUACUCGUACGGUUCAGAUUACAGUGGCAUCAGGACACAAAGAGGUCACUAUACUACUGUAUUUGUUUUACAAGACAAUUAACUUACGCAUUAAAAGAAGAGUGCUGCAUCCUGCUGAUGUCAUGAUCAAACACAAAAUAUGCUGUACAAUAUUUACAAUACAGCCGUCAAGAUACAUGAUCAAAAAUGUAAUGUAGAAUAGUAUUGUAGAUAUCACUGAAUCUGUAUCCUGCACUGGCCUAAAUAAAGGAUGGUAUGUGAAUACAACAAACUUUAUGCAAAAUAGAUUUGAACCCUUUCUGGCACAGAUUUUUAGCUCCUGACUAAACGAUGUAAUUUGCAUUCAUAACUACUCACCACCAGUUCCCCCUUUGAAAUAAAAUACAUGUAUGUACAUUUUUAACAAUUACGAUGUGUAAAUUGUCGCACUGAGUCUUGAAAUAAAGCCUUAAUUAAAUAA